Molecule: messenger RNA, 1194 nt
Organism: Rhopalosiphum padi (bird cherry-oat aphid)
Lineage: Eukaryota; Metazoa; Arthropoda; Insecta; Hemiptera; Aphididae
Exons: 6
Coding region: 1-1194 (397 amino acids)
Source: RefSeq, a predicted model, not a curated record
AUGUGGAUAGUUGUAUUAUUUGAUGCUGACAGCACAUUAGCUGCUGUGCCUGCCUUUUGGUACAGAGAUGGUCUCUGUGCAUGGCCAAAUACCAAAAUCAGUAAAAACAUACAAAAAAGAUCUAAACCAAAUGAGAUAGAUUUCUCCAAUUUUAAGGCAAAAAUAAUAUAUGAGCAUGUUGGUUAUUAUUUAGAAGCUCGUAACUUGGCUCAAGAAAAUUCAGAGGCAUCAUCAUGUGAUAAUUUAUAUGAAGAUAUGCGCUUAAAAAAAAAGAAAACCCCAAGGUUUGUUUCAUCUAAAGAUCAAACAAGUCUUCCUUCUCCGCCAAUAAUCGAAUCCGAAAAUUCUGAGUGUGAUGAUUCAGAUGUUGAUAAGGAUUAUAAUCCUUUUCCAAAUAGUUCUUUUGAUCAUACAAAAAAUAUCAAUCAUAUCUUACCAAGUUCACAGAAUAUUAAUUACAAUAUAGAAAAUUCAACCAAACAAGAUAAAAAAAAAACUUCAUCUAGUCAAGGAUCAAAUUUUGAAAUAUCAGAUUCAUCAAAAAACAAAAAAUUGAAAGUCCUUCACAAUACUGCAUCAUUAGCGUCAUCCUCUUCACAGCAUCAAAUUACACCAACAUAUGUCAACCACUCACCUGAAUCAUUUAUAAAUAUAACUACACCACCAAUAUCAUACCAGUUACAGCAUCAAUCUACACCACAAAAUAAUAAUUUUGAAUACAAUAAUGACCAAGGAUUCAAAAAGUUUAUAUCCAGAUCUAUAACCAACAUGAAAUAUGAAAUUGAAUCUGUAAACAAACGUCUUGAUUCUUUUUACUCAUUAUUGGAAACAAUUAAUGACAAAUUGAAUAGCAAUGCUACAUUUUCCAUAUUAGAUAAUAAUGUAUUUGAUAAAUAUCAAGAUGAUAUAAUAUGCAUUGACAACAAUGAUGAUCUUGAAAAUAUGGAAGAUAAACUUACCAAUGACAAACAAUAUAAAGCUCAUGUGAUUGUUCUAUUUACACGGUUGAUGGGAGACAGUUUAUCAGAGACGGUGAGAAAAAUUAUGCAAAAAUUAUUUACAGAUAAUUUUUUGGCACACUACUCCUUUAUAGGCUUUAAAGGCAAACUAACAUUUUCAAAUCUUCAACAUUGUGCAGUUAUAAUAGUGUCCAUGAAUCAUUUGGGUCUUCAACUAACUUUAAAUCAUCACUAG